AUGGCCCCCGUCUCUGUUAGUAGUGCUUUGCUGAUGGUCGCACCCUUGACCGGGUGAUCGACGUCUCAGUAGGCAUGAUCUUUCCCGAGAAGCAUCCGAGCUCACUUCGCGCCAAACCCCCCUCACCGCGUGCCGCACGGACCACGUAUACUCCCUCCCUCUCCCUCAUUUUCCCCUCUCUGGUAGGCCAAGUCCAAGAAGUCCGCCACCACGGCCGCGAACUCGCACAAGUUCAUCGUCGACUUUUCCGGACCGGCCAACGACAAGAUCUUUGACGCCGCCGCGUACGAGAAGUUCUUGGUCGACUCGAUCAAGGUCGAGGGCAAGACGGGCCAGUUGGGCGACGAUGUCAAGAUCGCCAAGGAGAAGGAGGGACAAUUGAGCAUCACCAGCCAGAUUCCUUUCUCCAAGAGGUACCUCAAAUACUUGACCAAGAAGGUGACUUUUGAUUGCCCAUCCCUGCCAUUGCCACGACGAGGUCGGCAGAUAACUGACUAGCCCAUUGCAUCGGCCGGCUCUUGCAGUUCUUGAAGAAGAAUUUGAUGCGCGAGUGGCUCCGUGUCGUCGCUACCGACAAGAACACCUACACGCUCAAGGUUAGCCGCGCGAGUGUUCCCGGCUGGACCGUCUCGAUUCGAGUGCUGACAUCCCGCUUCUGGCCACUAUAUCCAGUUUUACAACGUCGCCUUCGAUGGUGCCGAUGAGGAGGACGCCGAAUAA
Molecule: messenger RNA, 720 nt
Organism: Microbotryum saponariae
Lineage: Eukaryota; Fungi; Basidiomycota; Microbotryomycetes; Microbotryales; Microbotryaceae
Source: the annotation of a GenBank genome assembly